This is a messenger RNA of Stegostoma tigrinum, 7073 nucleotides long. RefSeq names its product zinc finger protein 229-like. Gene Ontology annotation, molecular function: RNA polymerase II cis-regulatory region sequence-specific DNA binding; DNA-binding transcription factor activity. The record is from RefSeq and is a predicted model, not a curated record. Gene Ontology annotation, biological process: regulation of transcription by RNA polymerase II. Bases 474 to 1736 code for a protein of 420 amino acids. The transcript is spliced from 2 exons. NCBI's taxonomy places the organism in Eukaryota, Metazoa, Chordata, Chondrichthyes, Orectolobiformes, Stegostomatidae.
CAAUGGGCAGAGAAGCUGUUUUCCAGACUGCAAGGUCGGGGAGCCGGAGGGAGGGACGGAGGCGGAGAAUGGAUCGGGAAGGUUUAUAAACCCUUCCAGCAAAAGACAAGCAGCUUCAAACAGAAGCUGCAGAGUAAUAGAAAGAAAGACAUUGAAGAUGGGAGAGUCAAACCAAACACGAUAUCAAGAUCCAACGGAGUCACUCAAUUCAUCAGCACCUGAAGGGAACAUGUUUAUCUGGUAUGUCUGUGGGAAAAUAUUUCAAUGUCAGCAUGAGUGGUAAAGCAUCAAGAUGCAGACUCAUGCACCUGAGCAUGAAUGUUCCAGAGAUGUAACUGAGGAAUAAUUUAACAUUAUCCAGUUAAAAUUCUGGAAAAAAAACCCACAGAGCAGAGAAACUGUACACGCUUUGUGUUUAUGGUCAAGGAUUCAACAGAUCAUCCACCCUGGAGAGAUGCCAGGAAAUCAGCAUCAUGGAAAAACCGUGGAAAUGUGUGGAUUGUGGGAAGGGAUACAAAUACCCAGGCCAACUGGAAGCUCAUCGUCGCAGUCACUCUGGUGAGAGACCGUUCACCUGCUCCACAUGUGGGAAGGGAUUUGCUCGGUCUUCCAGCCUCGUGUCACACCAGUGGGUUCACACUGACAAGAGACCUUUUAAAUGCUCUGACUGUGGGAAAAGCUUUAAGAGUUCAAAAGGUCUAAUUCAACACCGACCUGUUCACACAGGGGAAAAGUCAUUCAGCUGUUCCACAUGUGGGAAGGAAUUCACUUGGGGAUCCAGCCUAAUGUCACACAAACGUUUUCACCAUGGGGAGAGAGCCUUCAUCUGCUCUGUGUGUGGGAAGGGAUACACUUCACGGUCCAGCCUAAUGUCACACAAUCGAGUUCACACUGGAGAGAGACCAUUCAUCUGCUGCGUGUGUGGGAGGGGAUUCACUUCAUCAUCUAUCCUAAUGUCACACAGUCGUGUUCACACGGAAGAGAGACCUUUUACCUGCUCUGUAUGUGGGAGGGGAUUUACGUCAUCAUCCAGCCUAAUAUCACACAGUCGAGUUCACACUGGAGAGAGACCUUUUACUUGCUCUGUGUGUGGGAGGGGAUUCACAUCAUCGUCCAGCCUAAGGUCACAUAAGGCAUCUCAUACUGGAGAAAGACCGUUCAUCUGCUCUCAGUGUGGGAAGAGCUUCAGUCAGUUAUCCAGCCUCACCAAACAUCAACACAUUCACAAUGGGGAGAAGCCAUUCGCCUGUUCCAUUUGUGGGAAGGGAUUCACUUGUUUGUCCCACCUUACUUAUCACAGGCGUGUUCACACUGGAGAGAGACCAUUUGUCUGCUCUGUGUGUGGGAAGGGAUUUAUUAAAUCAGCACAGCUUCUGAUACACCAACGUAGUCACACUAGAGAGAGACCGUACACCUGCACCGAGUGUGGGAAGGGAUUCACACGGUCAUCUGUGCUCAGUGAGCACCAGCGUAUUCACACUGGGGAGAAACCUUUUACCUGCUCUGUGUGUGGGAAGGGAUUCACUCGAUCCUCCAAUCUCAGCAGACACGGGCUUAUUCACACUGAUGACAGACCAUUUAAAUGCUCUGGCUGUGAGAAGAGCUUUAGAAGCAGCAACGAUUUGAUGAAACACCAGCAAACCCAUUCUGAGGAGAGGCCAUUUACCUGCCCUGUGUGUGGCAAGGGAUUCAAUGAUUCAUCCACACGCCUGAGACACCAGCGAGGUCACAUGUGAUUGUAUUUGGCAGUUAUUACACCUUGGACUGAACUGUGCUCAUUCUGAUGUCUAGGGUUUACUCCAGUGGAUGUGAAUAAUCUCUUUACCUGCUCUGGUAUUUAAUUGUCCAAGUAUCAAUCACAUCAGAUUCACAGAGUUUGUGUCCCUGAUUUCUCUCCAAUUAGAAGAGGUUGACAGAUGUCCUAUUACUGACAUGUUCUUGGGCCUUUCCUUCAUUGCUAAUGCAAGGCUUGUGUUUACAAAAUGACUUUCUCAUAUUCAGGAUAUCCUAAUGUCAUUGUGAGGUCUAGUCACUGUUCUAGGAGAUACAGCAGCUAAAUUGUGUGCAGCAAACUCUCACAAACAGAAAGAAGAUGACUGCAAAUCCUCAGCUCGUCAGACUGCAUCUGUGGGGAGCAAAACAAUUCACAACAGAAACAUGGCUAUGACACACACACUGUUUAAUACUGAUCAUGGAGGGAUGUAUAUUGAGCAGUAAACCUGAGAGACAUGCUGUGGUGUUUGAAAUAAAUUCAUGGGAUCUUUUAAAUCCACCUGUGAGGGCAGAUAUGACUACAGUUAAAGAUUACAGCACAGUGCUCCCUCAGUCCCGUAUCAGAAUAUCAACUGAGAUUUUAUGGUGAAGACUUUGGGAGUUUGAGCUCACGGCAUCCUAACUCAAAGAUAAGGUUGUAAACACUCAACAUUAUGACACUUUUGCAUGACAGAAUUGUUAUGGUGUAGAAGGAGACCAUUCAGCCCAUCAUAUUAGCACUGAAUUUUUGAGCAUUCUAGUUCUUACACCUUUGGUUGUUCUCAUGGACAUGUUCACCCAUUGCGCUCUUGGUCAAAGCCAAGUGGACUGUGGGUGUGUUUUAAACAUGGUAUAAAGCUUUCCAGAGCAACAUGACAGCUGAUUCUGCAGCAAGCAUUGUAGAGUUUCUAUGAAAUCAUGAAGCAAACCAUGGAUGUCAAACAUCACAAACAGUGACAAUAUUAACUAAAAAGGGUUUGCCUUUCAAUGAUUUGGCCCUAACCAUUCAGGCCAUUUGUUAUCAUUCAAGACAAAGUGCUUGAGAACAGAAGAUCAGAAAGUUACCUCUAAAUUAAUGGCAACCCCUUCUGUCUCAGAUAUAGAGGCAUUGUUUAAAACCACCAAACGUGGACAUAAUUGUUCUGAAAUGUAGAUUGAUGUGGGUUUCUACCUAAACCAAUCAAAGAGAAGUUGAGAUGAUAUUUAAAGGGAUAAUCAAAAUAAUAAGAACAAAUAAUACAAAAACAAAGUUACUGGAAAAUCUCAGAGUUAACAUUUUGGGUCCAGUGACUCUUCCUCAGAACUGCUGUUCUGAGGAAGAGUCACUGGACCUGAAGUGUUAACUCUGUAUUUUCCUUCACAGAUGCUGCCAGAUCCGCUGAGCUUUCCCAGCAACUUUUGUUUUUGUUCCUGAUUUACAGCAUCCGCAGUUCUUUCAGUUUUUUUUUAAGAACAAAUGAUAAACAGCUCACGUGGCUUCUGGAUUUCCAAAAGGUUUGUUUUGGGGAAUAAUUACUUACAGAUUUAAAAAAAACAAUGAGUUUGGUUAGUGUUAGCGAAGAACAAUUCCAGACACAAUUGACUCUGGUACUGCAAAGUCACCAAUGCCACAUCAACAUUAAUAAACACAUUAUGUUAAUGUGUUUCAGAAUCAGAUGGGAAUGUUUGUAUUCUGUUUGAAAGGUAUAGCGAGCAUUGGACAGUCAUUGUCCUUCGGGGGUUCAUGAGGGUAACUAUAAUGGAAUGUGCAAAAUCGCAUGAAAAGAAGAGACUAAGAUUGGGAGAGAGAGUUAAGGAAAAACACAGCACCAAAUGGAUAUUUGAACAAGUCACCUUGGAUGUGAUUCAGUAGAAUAAAGCAUCAUGUUGCUGAUGGACAUACAAGUGAAAGUAAAGAUGAGACUGACAUAUUGACAGUUUCUCUUAGAGAUGUUUGUAUCCUUGUCUGUGAACUUUUAAAGAUAACUGUAUUUAAUAGUCCAGUCACUGCCUGAGAUAUUAGGAGUGUCAGGAGAGAGAAGCAGAGACCUUUAGAAUGAAUUUCAGUAGAAUGUCACCAAUAUCUAAACUACUUCCAUUUACAUUGUACUUAAAUAGUCUCACAAGCUGGAGGCAGCCAUUUUGGCAUUAUUAUUUAACUGAAGACAUCAUCCUGCAAUUAACCAAAUGUAUUAAUUAGUCUCCAGCCAAAAGUAGAUGAUUGAUUAAGCAGUGAGCCUUACAUAUUUGACCCAGUGACAGUAAAGUAAAGGGGAUAGAUUGUGACUUGGAGGAGACUUGCAGCAAGUGGUGUUCCUGUGUGUCUGCUGCCAUUGUCAUUCUAGGUGGUAGAGGUCAUGGACUUGGAAUGUGCUGUAUUGGGAGCCUUGGUCAGUUGCUGUGGUGCAUCCUGUAGAUGGUAUAUACUGCUCAUACUGGGGAUCCAGAAGGUGCGCUACUGACUGUCAAGUUUCCAGCUUCCUACAAACGUAUGAAUUAGGAGAAGAUACAGUGAGCCUAUUCUGCUAAUCAAGAAGUUCUUUGUCCAUCUGCUUGUUCUCCAAUUCUACAUUCCCAUUGCUGAACUAAAAUCCCUACCUCUGCCUUAAAAAUAUCCACUGGUUCCACCUCCACCACCAUCUGAGACAAAGAACCCCAAAGUCACUCAACUGUUUGUUCUCCUCCCUCUGUACCCUGAAAGGGCAACUCCUAAUUUUAAAACUGUAUCCUCUAGUUCUGGACUCACCCACAAGAGAAAACAACAGGCGCAAUUUUACACAAAAUCGACCAGGUGUCAAUUUCUGUGAAUUUUAUGGAACAUUUCUUUCUGUGAGCUAAUGCUGUUCAACUCAUUAAAGAUGCACCACAGGCCUCUAUGAUGCUGUGUGUGCUCUUACCAGUUACAGAGGUGUUUGACACUGCUAGGAUUGCCUGGGAUUUUGGCCACCAACUCUGUAUUUAAAGCCAAGUUGUGCAUCAGGUCAAUCGCUGCCAGCCAAGAAGAGCCCAUCAAAAUGUAUAUAGUGAGAGAGAAAAACAUAGGAAAGGUUGUGAGGGCACCUAGAUGGCAUAGGUGACACUUCAGCAUAAAUAGAAAUUCACAUCAGUAAAUAUGUUGCCACUUCCUAUCAUUACUUGUCAGUUUGAUUGUUGGAGUAAUGACAGGUAAAAAGAAUCAGACUACCUGCCCUUCUCACCAUACUGUGUCAGACCCCUGUCUCUGGGAAGGUUUCUCUUUCCCCAGUGUAGCAUUACAACUUGUCAUUGUUCAGUGUUGGAACAUCACAUGUUGGAAACAGUUGAAACCAUUAACUUGAAUAACUGGAAAAGCAAAGAAAACAGAAAAAGUAACAGAAGUUGUAUUCACUUCUUGGAGAAAACAGGGACUCCUUGUCUUUAGAAUUUCUAUCCCUCUAGUUACACUGCUCCCAGCACUACCACAUUCCCACUUCCUUUCCCAUUUGAAUGGCUCCCUCUACAAAGAUGCUGGUAUGUGAGAGAGAAGCAGCAUGGCCAGCUUAUCAGAUUGUCUCAAUCAUAGUGAUGAAGAAGUCCACAUCCUUGCAUUUGUUAUUGAAGGUGAGGUUGGAGGAGAAGGAGAAACUAACAGGAUAUUUAAAAACGCCUUAACACACUGUAUUGAAUACAAAGCUGGUGUAGCUGUUUUUCAGCCAGAACAUUAGCCCCUAAAAUUGGGCUAAAGGUUUUUACUAUCAGCGGAAAGAGGCCCAAAAUGAAAUGUUUGUUCCUGGCUGUGAUGUACAGAAAAUGUCAGUCACUCCAGUCAUUCAUGAAAUUGCUGGUGACUCAGCAAGUGGGAUGACAGAGUGAAUCAAUUUCCACUCUCCAAGCAGGUAAAUGGCCUGCUGGUAUCUGAGCUGGUUGGCUGGCUGAGUGAAUCCUUUCCCACAUUCAGAGCAGGUGAACUGGAGCUUCAGCAGAGCAGAUGAAUUCGUGAAUCCCUUUUCAGACUCAGAAAAAAUAAAUGGUCUGUUUGCAGAGUGAAGUUACUGGUGUGUCAGCUAGUUGGAUGAAGUAGUAAAUCUCUUCCUACACUCAGAGCAGGAGAGUGGCCUCCCUCCGGUAUGAACUCACUGAUGUGAGGUCAGAUGAUCGCUUGAACCCAUUGCCACAGUGAAAGCGUAAAAACAGUCACUUACAGUGAGAACAUUGCUGGAUUAUAAUUUCUCCAGAUCGUUUGUGGAAUUUCCUGCACAUUGGACAUGUAAAAUGCCUAUCCUCAGUGUGAACCCGCUGGUGUUUUAAAAGGAUAGAUGACUGAGCAAAUCCUUUCCUACACCUGGGCUAAGUGAAUGGUUUCUCCCCAGUGUGAACUCGCUGGUAAUUCAGCAGCUCGGAUGAAUUAGUGAAUCCGUUGCCACAAUCAGGGCAGGUGAAUAGUCUCUUCGCAGAAUGAAUUUGCCAGUGUAUCCACCGGCUGAAUGAUGCAGUAAAUCCCUUCCCAAACUCAGGACAUGAGCAUGGCCUCUCCCCAGUGUGAACUCGCUGGGGUACAGUGAGAUCAGACACCAUGAGAGCACACAAAGGGUCUUUCAUCAGAGUGAACGUGUUGAUAUAGCAUCAAUAUCCUAGAACAUUUGUGGAACUUCCUACAUUUAUUUAAUAUAUUUAAAAGGGACUCCUUUGAAAGAUAUGUAAAAUAUUUAAGAUAGAUAAGAUAUUUAAAAGGUCUGUUCUUGGUGUGACCACGCUGAUGUGUCAGCAGGUGUGAUAACCGAGGAAAUCCCUUUCCACACUCAGAAUAAGUGAACGGCAUCUCUCCAGUGUGACUGCAUCAAUGAAUUUCCAAAUCAGAUGGGCAUUUGAAUCCUUCUGGACAACCCAUACAUUUCCAUGGUUUCUCCAUGGCAUGAGUAUCCUUAUCUGGCUCGAUGUUUAAUUCUCCAAACCGAGAACAUCUGUUCAUUUCUCUAUAAGAGAUAGUAGGAACUGUCGAUGCUGGAGAAUUUGAGAUAACAAGGUGUAGAGCUGGAUAAACACAGUAGGUCAGGCAGCAUCAAAGGAGCAGGAAAGCUGACGUUUUGGGUCUGGACCCUUCUUCAGAAAUGGGGAAGGGAAAGGGGACUCUGAAAUAAAUAGAGAGAGGGGAAGGCAAAGAUGGAAGGUGGAUAAAGGAGCUGAUAGGUGGAGAGAAGACGGAUAGGUCAAGAAGGUGGGGAUGGAGCCAGAUAAUGUGAGUGUAGGUAGGAAGUUGGGGAUAGGGUUCGGUCAGUUGAGGGAAAACAGACAGGUCAAGGAGGUGGGGAUGAGGCUAGUAGUUAAGAAGUCAGGGUGGGGGUCGGUCACUGAGGUGGGAGGAGGGGAUAGGUGGGAGUAAAGGC